Molecule: messenger RNA, 747 nt
Organism: Colletotrichum navitas
Lineage: Eukaryota; Fungi; Ascomycota; Sordariomycetes; Glomerellales; Glomerellaceae
Exons: 1
Coding region: 164-625 (153 amino acids)
Source: RefSeq, a predicted model, not a curated record
UCGCUCGCUCUCAUCAUUUUGUUUCCUUUUUAUCCUUUACAUGACAUCCUGGGGGUACGUUUGAGGGGUUUCCUGAUUAUAGUAAUGCUGCAUAGGUGGCGUGCCUGAAUGAAAUAACGAUGCUUUGUGGUUCUUGAACUUGUUCUUCUUCGUCUUCCUCAUCAUGGUGACUUGCUCCCCUGCUCUGUCUCGGGUACUUCCCAGUGAGGUUUGUGCGAAACGUGCCAUUGGAAAAGUUAACCGGAAUGGCGGAUUUCUUCAAUGGGAAAACGUGUUAGUCGAGAGAGAGCACCCGAACAGGGAGGGUGCCUGGCGGCUGGGCGCUUGCUGUCGGAGGCUGAACCUUCUUCCAAACUCUAAUGACCACAAUCCACGUGCCGACAGAACGGCACAUUUCAAUCACUUACACAGCUGGUUCCCCACAGUCUAUGCCCGUUUAGAUGUCAUCCGUUCAGGCACUGCUGUUCUAAAGGUAUUCAGGCUGAUCACCCGAAGAAAGCACGCACGGUUGGGGGUUGUUCUUGAGCAUGUCCUUCACAUGAGCCAUCAAAACGCGUCCGCAACUCUUUUUUUCUUUUCUUUUCUUCAAAUGAGGGGAGGGGCGUGUCCUUUGAUGGCAAGCUAACCAACUGCACUUCGCCUGGGCACCGGGAACUGCGUCAUAGUCGAAGUGGCCUAGGGAGCACUACAGCACCCUCCCAAACUCUGAUUCCUGUUAUCCUGGCCGGCCGUUCCAGACCCGAUCCC